AUGGCUGCUUCUUCUCACCAGCAAGGCAAUGGUCAUUUAAAGUAUAUAAGCGACUCACCUUAUUUCUUCAAAAUAAUUCUCCAAGACAAUAUCCAAAAUGGAAAACUUGGAAUUCCCAAAAAGUUUGUGAAAAACCAUGGAAAUGGCAUGUCAAGCCCAGCAAUGUUCAGUGUCCCAUCUGGUGAAGUAUGGAAGGUGGAACUUACAAAAUGUGAUGGCAAAAUAUGGUGUGAAAAUGGCUGGCUAGAAUUUUCAAAUCAUUACUCUUUGUACAUUGGACAUCUUUUGGUUUUUAGAUAUGAUGGGAAUAGCAAUUUUCAUGUAAUCAUCUUUGAUAGAACUGCUACAGAGAUACAAUAUCCCUACACCAGCAACUAUCACAGGCAGUCCAAUGUAAUUUUGGAGCAGAAUAUCGACCAAUCCAGGAAACCGGGAGAGGAAUCGCAAUUGCCUCGCCCUCGCCCUCGCCCUCAGUCUCAUAAGAUGGUGAGAAGUACUAAAUCAGCAAUGGAAACCGAAACCGAAGCCGAGUGCAAUGGGAAGCCUGAUUUUCCUGCUAGAAAUGGUGAUACAAGCACGAACCAUAACACAGUUCGACGAUUGAAUACAUGUGAAAAGGUUAAGGCUCUCGAGAGAGCUCGUAAUACUUUCAAAUCUGAGAAUCCGUUUUUCUUGGUUGUCAUUCAACCAGAUUAUGUCGGUCUUAGUCUCGGUAAAAGAUAUAGAUUGGCCAUACCAGCUGACUUUGUAAGGGAAAAUUUGAUGAAAGAGCACUGUUCUAUAACUCUUUGUCACUCAAGUGGGAAAACUUGGAUGGUUACCUUCAAGCAACAAAAAGGGCAAAAGCUAUAUUCAUUCUUACAAACUGGUUGGGUUACUUUUGUACGGGAUAACAAUAUCCAAGUCGGUGAUGUUUGUGCCUUUGAGGCUUUUUUAUAA
Molecule: messenger RNA, 939 nt
Organism: Gossypium raimondii (Peruvian cotton)
Lineage: Eukaryota; Viridiplantae; Streptophyta; Magnoliopsida; Malvales; Malvaceae
Product: B3 domain-containing transcription factor VRN1
Exons: 3
Coding region: 1-939 (312 amino acids)
Molecular function (GO): DNA binding
Source: RefSeq, a predicted model, not a curated record